AUGUUACCACCAAAAAAUAUAGAGUUAUUUGGUAAAAGCACAAAUAGCAACUUACAUGUAAAUCAAAAUGAACAUAGUAAAUAUCAGAGUGUUAAUUGGGAUGAUGACUAUUUAAUAUUAGAGUACAAGGAUGAAUAUGACAAGUCAGUGGAAGAAGUACAAUUACCUAUAUGUAGUAAAAAUCAGUAUUAUAUAUUUGACAGGAAUGAUUACUCUACUAAUCUGAAAUACUCUGAUUCAAUAUAUGAGUUAAUUCCUUGUCUUUCAUCUGUGUCAUCAUUAUGUGAGUUGGCUACUGAUAAGUUACUCAAUAUCUUGUCAAUGGCUACAUCUAUUAUAAAACAAAUUGUAAAGCAGAAAGAUUUAAAUAUUGAAACUUGGGACAUUAGAAGGUUUAUAAUUCAUGAACUACAGGAUAUAAAGAGGGGUAUAAUUGAUAUCUUAAAAUUCAAGAUGGAUGAUAUUAAAAGUCAAUGUAGUUUCAUAUAUAGUUCUAGCUUGGACAUAUUCAACAUAUUUCGGACUGAUUUACAUAAUAAUGAAGAGGAUUAUAUAAGCGAUGAUUUAUAUACAAAUAUUCGUCUAGAUUCAAAUGGAGUUAAAGAAGUGAGCGAUUUUAUAUUUCAAAGUGAUGAUGGAUCUGUAUAUAGUGAAAUAAAUAGAAGUGGUCUUUGCAGUAAGAUACAGUUAUCAGAUAUAAUUGAAGAUGGAGAAUUACUUAAUAAUAUUAGUGGGAAUGACCAAAUUCAUACAUUAGAGAUAGAAAGUAAGCUUAGAGUAAUUAAGGAUUCAAUAAUAAAAGAUAUAAGUGAGGAUUUGGGUGACAUUAAUGACAAGUAUCUAGGUAGUGAGGGUAGUAGUGAGGAUAAUAAUAGCAUUAUCAGUGAAUGCAAGUCUGAUAUAUCUCUAAGAUCAGAACCUACAAUUAAGAAUACCACCAUACAAUCAAGACCAAAGAGAGCUGGAACUGUAGUUGAUGUAAAGUUGGAGUCUGAUAAGUCGAAAAAUAAGAGCAUUCGUCUGAUUGAAGCUUAUAAAAACAUCUUAAAUACUGAAAGUAAGGAAAAUAUUGGUUGUAAUGAGGAAAAUUAUAGUAUUUAA
Messenger RNA from Cryptosporidium muris RN66, 1101 nucleotides. RefSeq lists its product as uncharacterized. The transcript has a single exon. The record is from RefSeq and is a predicted model, not a curated record. The coding region runs from base 1 to 1101 and encodes 366 amino acids. NCBI's taxonomy places the organism in Eukaryota, Apicomplexa, Conoidasida, Eucoccidiorida, Cryptosporidiidae.